Molecule: messenger RNA, 1584 nt
Organism: Silurus meridionalis
Lineage: Eukaryota; Metazoa; Chordata; Actinopteri; Siluriformes; Siluridae
Exons: 5
Coding region: 42-536 (164 amino acids)
Source: RefSeq, a predicted model, not a curated record
AUCCGACAGGGUAGUUGUGAUUUGGAAUAACUGAACAAGCAAUGCAUUUCAGGUUUCUCCUGCCGGCCAUGCUGGCAUUAGGAUCAUUAAUCCCAUGCUCCUCAGGCCCUCUUCAUGCACAAUGCAAAGUGGAAUGGUACUUUGGGCUUCCCUGCAGUUAUGUGUAUAAAGCCUUGGUCACUCAGAUUCAAAAGUGGAGGACAAUGGCAGGUUGUACUAUGGGUGGAGAAAAGUGUUUAUAUAAGCUCCUGUCAGCCUCUGUUCACUUCAUCUCAGCAAAGCACAUGGCACCACAGAAGAAAUCUGUGGAGGAUAUCAACUUCAGACUGGUUCCAUUUUCAUUCUUCACCCAUUGCCAUGUAUCAGCCAUGUCAGUCUCAGAAACCUGGUAUGCUGUUAUAGACCAUGGCACGAAUUACUGCAACCUCUACAACUUAAUAGAAGGAAGUGGACUGACUGGGGCUCCAGGUUAUAAGGAAAUCACUAGUGACUUCCUGUGCACACAGAGGUCCUCUGCCAACUGCACUGUUUACUGACACUGGCAUCCAUUCAAGCAAAUAUUUUUCAACAGUUACAGAUCAACGUUGUAGAUGUAUGUGUAUGUAUGAAACAUAAACUUAUUAAUUACUAUCUUUUAGUUUGUGCAAACACUAUGUGGCUUAUAAUGAACAUUUUGGAGAUUUUAAGAAUUUUCCCCUUUCUUUCCUUCUUUCUUUUUUUUUCUUUCUUUCUUUCUUUCUUUCUUUCUUGAAUCUACAAUUCAAUUCAAGAGGAACAUAAUAUUUUAGCUGCUUUCCUUUGCACAAAAGAAAUUGUAAGGGGCAAAUAUAGCUCUCAGUGCUGUUGUGGUGAGAGUGUCUUCAGAGAAACAUUGUUCUUUCUGACGCACAGAGCAUUUUUUUUCUUCUUAAAAACAUCAUCGUUUUCUAGAUCCACUCCCAGCCAUGUGGAUUGGAGGGCAGCUUUUAUUAGGGCAGCAAUAUAGUCAGCCCAACUCAGCCAUCCAUCAUAGAGGAUGCAGCGCGCCUCAAAUCGACACUGUGGCCUGCGCCGUCGCUGUCUGUAUUGAACAUUACCACUGAUGUGGCCUGCGCUGGCCUGAAGAGGGCAGUGUCUGCAAACACUCCAGCCCAUCUUUUACUUCAGUGUGGCACAAAUUGUGUGAUUUGUUUUUAUGAUUAAAGUUACAGACUUUCUAAAUGGUUUAUUAUUAGCUUUUAUUGAACUACCACAUCAUACUCAGAUUAAAAAUCUAUUUGAAAUAAGAAUUAAUAUAAUAAAAUAUGUUACAUUCUAUAUUAAUGCAAGAUUAUAAAAAAUAUUUUCUUUGUAGCUUAAUGUGUCCUGAACUCAUAUUAUAAGCAGUGACAGGGAUGUAGAUGCUGGAAAUAAAUGUGGUUAAUUAAGCUUUUUUUUUCCACAUCAGGCCUUUAAAAUGUAUAUAUGUACUAUUUUAUUCUUUAUUUCAUCAUACUUCUUUACCAUUUAUUCUUUAUUCAGGAGGUCUAAAAUUAUAUAAUGAAUGUUUUGCUAUUUACAAAAGUAUGUAUGCCAUUAACUGAGAAGAUAUGCAGUAUCCAUAAU